Molecule: messenger RNA, 1155 nt
Organism: Aspergillus puulaauensis
Lineage: Eukaryota; Fungi; Ascomycota; Eurotiomycetes; Eurotiales; Aspergillaceae
Product: Gfo/Idh/MocA family protein
Exons: 4
Coding region: 1-1155 (384 amino acids)
Molecular function (GO): nucleotide binding
Source: RefSeq, a predicted model, not a curated record
AUGGCUCCAUACAAUGUUCGGUGGGGUAUCUUGGCCACUGGUGGAAUCGCAGACGCCUUUGUCCGCGACCUCCUCCUCGACCCCGCGGCCCGCUCGGCCUCCGACGUCUCCCACACAGUCGUAGCAGUGUCGUCUUCGUCCUCCGCUUCUCGCGCAGAGAAAUUUAUCGCGGACACCGGGAUUCCAUCUCCCUGCGCCGCGUACGGCUCCUACGAGGCUCUCGCGGCUGACCCCAACGUUGAUGUCGUCUAUGUUGCAACCCCACACUCGCACCACUUCCAGAAUGUCAUGCUUAUCCUGGAAGCAGGGAAGCAUGUUCUCUGUGAGAAGGCAUUUACAGUGAAUGCUCAACAAACAAGGAUCCUUGUUGAGACGGCGCGGAAGAAGAACCUGUUCCUCAUGGAGGCUGUGUGGACAAGGUAUUUCCCGCUGAGUAUUGAGAUCAGGGACUUGAUCAAGGCUGGCGCCGUUGGCGAAGUUCUGCGAGUGAGCGCAGAUAACAGCUUUGGUGGCGUGGAGAGGUUUAGCACUGAGCAUCGAAUGGUUAAUAAGGAUUUAGCUGGGGGAGCUUUGCUUGAUCUCGGCAUCUAUUCCUUAACCUGGGUGUUCCAAACACUUUACCACACGCUUCCCAAGGAAGCAAGAAAGCCUCCCUCGCGCGUCUCCGCUCACAUCACACCUUAUCACCUCACCGGCGCAGACGAGGCAACCACGAUCCUUCUAUCUUUCCCGACAACCACGCCCGCAAAUGCCACCCACCCAGGUGAAUCCCAAGCUAUCGCGACAACGCACCUCCGUGUAUGGACCGACCCCGACGAGACCAAUGCCGCUCGACCUGCGAUCCGUAUCCAGGGCACGAAGGGUGAGAUUCAGGUUGAUGGACCUGCGUUCCGGCCAACCGCGUACCGUAUUAUUCCUCAGAAAGGGGAGGGCGAGAUCAAGGAGAAGAGGUUUACGUUCCCGUCUGAUGGGAGGGGCAUGUAUUAUGAGGCAGAUGAGGUGGCGAGGUGCUUGAGGGAUGGGAAGUUGGAGAGCGAUACGCUAUCUUUGGAGGAGAGUAUCGUGAUCAUGGAUGUAAUGGACGAGGCGAGGAAGCAGAAUGGCUUGACUUAUCCGGAGAAUAUUGAGUCGACUGUCUAUCCUACGCAGCUGUAA